Molecule: messenger RNA, 2508 nt
Organism: Entelurus aequoreus (snake pipefish)
Lineage: Eukaryota; Metazoa; Chordata; Actinopteri; Syngnathiformes; Syngnathidae
Product: zinc finger protein OZF-like
Exons: 4
Coding region: 339-2246 (635 amino acids)
Biological process (GO): regulation of transcription by RNA polymerase II
Cellular component (GO): nucleus
Molecular function (GO): RNA polymerase II cis-regulatory region sequence-specific DNA binding; DNA-binding transcription activator activity, RNA polymerase II-specific
Source: RefSeq, a predicted model, not a curated record
UAUGAGAGCAGUACGCCUUGUAACGUCAAGUGUGCAAACUGUCGUGAAAGCACAUCGACGGAGAAAGAAGUGUGCAGGACGCUAAUAAGUCAGUCUUAUUAUUUGUUCUCCAGUUUGAAAUAUUUACGUCGUAUAAAAUACAUCCUUGAUUCUUUAUUUAAGGAUAAACACGUCUCGAUGUGCUAGAAGCACUGUGCCGCUUCUCGUGCUAUCUUUGCUUGUUAGCCUAGCUCGCCAGUUAGCUUAGUUUGUUAGCUGCUAACAGAAGACACAGACGUUAUCAACACAACGCUAAGUAGAGAUCAAGUGUGAGAGUAAAGUGUUGUGAUUGUGUGAAAAUGUCUACAUUACAAAUGUUGAGAGCGUUGGUGGAUCAGCGACUAACUGCUGCCGUUGAAGAAAUAUUUGUAGUGUUAGAAAGAACGAUAGCAGAAUACGAGGCGGAACUUUCUAGAACAAAAGAGGAGAACAAUCAACUACUGGACGCUGUUUUCACGAAACAUCAAGUUGUGUUGCACAGAACAGAGGAGAAGGAGCGACAACAUCAACUUCAGGACGCUGUUUUUAAGAAACAUCAAGUUGUGUUACACAGAACAGACGUCCAUCAGCCCCCUAACAUUAAAGAGGAAGAGGAUGAUCCACAGCCCCCCCACAUUAAAGAGGAAGAGGAGGAAGUGUGGAUCACUCAGGAGGGAGUGUGUCUUCUAGGGCAGGAGAAGGAUGAUCUCACCAAGUUUCCACUGAAUGUUGUCUCUGUGAAGACUGAAGAGCAUGAAGACAAACCACCUGAGUCCUCACAGCUUCAUCACAGUCCAAACGUCUGUGAAGAACAACUUCUGCCCGAAAAACAGGAGUGUAGCUUCAGAAUGGUGAAGGAGGAUCCAUCAAAGAGGAAGACCAGGUACCACGGACCCUCUGGGGUCUCAUUUACCUCUUUGACAAAGACCCUUCCCUGUAAAAAGGAAGAGGAAGAUUUACUGACCCCCCACAUUAAAGAGGAAGAGGAGGAACACAGCAUCAGUCAGGAAGGCGAGCAUCUUGAAGGACUGGUGGAGUUCCCAGUGACUGGUGUCCCUGUGAAGAGUGAAGAUGAUGAGGUCAAAGGUGAAAGUGAGGAGAAGAGAGAGGCGGAGCCUCCAAGCAGCAGCUCAACACAACACAUGACAACAGAAGCUGAUGGAGACCACUGUGGAGGAUCACAAGCAGACAAGCUCUUAGCUCCACUAUCAGAUAGUGAGGACACAACAUCACACUCUCCUGACACUGAUGAUGAAGACUCUAAAGAUGAUAAGACAUGUCACACUGACAACACUCACUUGAAAUGUUCUCACUGUGACAAAACCUUUAAAUACCAUAGUUAUCUGAAAAGACACACGAGAACACACACUGGAGAAAAACCUUUUAUCUUUUCAAUCUGUAGUAAAGGUUUUGUAGAAAGUCGCCAUUUGAAAGUACACAUGAGAGCACACACUGGUGAAAAACCUUUUUCCUGUUCAACCUGUGGUAAAGGUUUUGUAAAAAGUUGUGAUUUGAAAGUACACACGAGAAUACACACUGGUGAAAAACCUUUUUCCUGUUCAACCUGUGGUAAAAGUUUCACACAAAGUCAGAGUUUGAAAGUACACAUGAGAGCACACACUGGUGAAAAACCAUUUUCCUGCUCAGAAUGUGGUAAAUGUUUUACUCAGAGUCACAGUUGGAAAGAACACAUGAGAACACACACUGGUGAAAAACCUUUUUCUUGUUCAAUCUGUGGCUUAUCUUUUACAAGGAAGGAACAUUUAAAACUGCACAUGAGAACACACACGGGUGAAAAACCUUUUUCCUGCUUAGACUGUGGUAAAUGUUUUACUCAUAGUCACAGUUGGAAAGUGCACAUGAGAACACACACUGGUGAAAAAGCGUUUUCCUGUUUAAUCUGUGGUUUAUCUUUUACAAGGAAGGAACAUUUGAACGUGCACAUGAGAACACACACUGGUGAAAAAGCGUUUUCCUGUUCAAUCUGUGGCUUAUCUUUUACAAGGAAGGAACGUUUGACAGUGCACAUGAGAACACACACUGGUGAAAAACCUUUUUCUUGUUCAAUCUGCAACAAAAGCUUUUGUGACCGAUCAAACCUUGUAGCACACAUGAGAACACACCCAGGAGAGAAAGUGUUGAGUUGCAGUGUGUGUGGUGAAAGAUUCUCUUAUAAGUACCAGUGUAAGAAACACAAGUGUGUUGGUGAGAACAGCAGCAGCAAAUGAAACUGCAGGAUUUAAAAUAAACCGUCAAGACUUUAAUUUUGACUUUUCAACAAAAUCAGCACAUAUAACAUGUGUGACAUUGUUGUUUGUGUAACAAUCUUUUUAAUAUGCUUCUACAUUUAUAGAUUAGAUAUUUUAUAUUGGUGCUCAAAAUAGCCAGAAAAAGAGAACUUUCAUCUGAAACUCGACAGUCUAUUCCUGUUCUUAGAAAUGAAGGCUAUUCCACAAAAUUGUUUGGGUGACCCCAAACUUUUGAACGGUA